AAGGCGGUCACAACGGAGACAAGAACAAAUCCUCAGACGGACACAAGCCGAAGACGAAGAGAAAACCCAGGGUGCUCUUCUCACAGGCCCAGGUGUACGAGCUGGAGCGAAGGUUCAAGCAGCAGCGCUACCUGUCGGCGCCGGAGCGAGAGCACCUGGCGGGUCUCCUGAAGCUCACCUCGACGCAGGUCAAGAUCUGGUUCCAGAACCGCCGCUACAAGUGCAAGCGACAGCGCCAGGACAAGAACCUGGAGCUCACCACGGCCGCCGCCGCCGCCGCCGCCUCCAUGGCCUCCGUCACCUCCCCGCGCCGCGUCGCAGUGCCGGUUUUGGUUCGAGAUGGCAAACCGUGUCCAGCUGGCUACCCCCCACCUACCCCCCCGCCUACACUCCCCCUCAGUACUCCCCCCCGGCCUACCAGUGCCCGUACAGUGCCCAGACAUACCAACAGACACAGACGUACAACCAGCAGACACUUCGCACGUGGUGAAGAGGAAGAGGGGGAUGAAAAAGGAAGAGAGAGAGAUGGAAAGAGAAGAUGGAAGGGAGAGACGAUUAGAGGGAGAGAAAAAGAAAGAAGAAGAAGAAGGAAGGAAGAGAAAAAUAAAGGGAGAGAUGGAGGAAGGAAGAUAAGGAAAGAAAGAAGAGAAAGAGAAAAGAAGAAAAAAAAAUGAGAAGCCUUAUGUGUUCAAGAAUUGAGAUUGCCGGGAAUGUGUUCACUCGUUGAGACUGUUCAGUGUAGGAGAGAACAUGGAGGAAAAGGAAGCGAAGAAGAAGGAAAAAAAAUGUUCAUUCUCUUUCGUUGAACUGGAAGAACGUUGGAAAAUGAAGUCGUUGAACUUUUUUUUGUGCGUUUGAAACCAGUGUGGAAGUUUGUGGGAGUAAAGUACGAGGUCGAAAAAGUGAUUUAUUAUUUUUUGUUGUUGUUGUUUUAUGUACACGAUAAUUCCCCCUUUUUUCUUCUUCUUUAUUCCUGUCUUUAUUAUAUUUCUUCAUCUUUUUUCUUUGUCUUCUUCUUUCGCUUCACCUUUUUCCCCUUUCCUAAUCCUCCUCAUCGUCAGCCUCAUACUCCCCCCAAAAAAUUCAUUACUACAACGACCACGAGCAUACUAAAUGCACACACGAAUAGAUAAUAAUAAUUACUACAACAACCACGAUUAUACUAAAUGCACACACGAAUAAAUAAUUAAAAACAAAAACAGAUUAACCACAAUUUAACGUCCCAACACCACCCCCACCCC
Molecule: messenger RNA, 1241 nt
Organism: Penaeus vannamei (Pacific white shrimp)
Lineage: Eukaryota; Metazoa; Arthropoda; Malacostraca; Decapoda; Penaeidae
Source: RefSeq, a predicted model, not a curated record